AUUAGUUCGUACUCUAACCGCGCGAAAUAGACACUUAUCUUGAUUUGUCAACAAGAUGUCGUUGUUCUCCACACCUGCUUUAAACAAUUAUGUAUCUAGUGCUACAACUUUUAUCAAGAAGUCAAUCGAGACAAAAGUAUUUGAUGAUUCUGGAUCGAAGGGCGCUUUUAUUGGGAUGAAUGCACCGAUUAUUGGACGUUAUGGCAUAACAAUCACUUCAGGUGGUACAAUUAAUCUUGGUCGUUUUAAAGAUCCAAGAGCAACUCUUCGUGAUGCACGUGAUAAUAAAGUGGUUGUACCACCGGAUUAUGGUGGUACAUCAACCAAGCCUAUACCGGCUACAAGAGGCGGUGAUAUAUCCUCUGCAGCAUUAUCUUAUGAUCAAUUGAAAACACAGUUGCUCCAAAGCGGUAAAUUAUUUGAAGAUCCAGAGUUCCCACCUAACGAUAAAAGUUUAUACUUUAGUCAGAAACCACCAAAACAAAUUCAAUGGUUACGUCCACAUGAAAUAUGUUCGAAUCCGGAAUUUAUUACUGGCGGUGCAUCACGAUUCGAUGUACGUCAAGGUGAAUUAGGUGAUUGUUGGUUGUUGGCUGCUAUUGCAUGCUUAUCAAUGGAUAAGAAAUUAUUUGAACAAGUUGUAGCAAUAGAUCAAAGUUUUACCAAAGAAUAUUGUGGUCUAUUCCGUUUUCAUUUUUGGAAUUAUGGUGAAUGGAAAGAAGUUGUGGUGGAUGAUCGUUUACCAACUUAUCAUCAAUCAUUAGUGUAUAUACAUUCAACUGAGAAAAAUGAAUUUUGGUCAGCUUUAUUAGAAAAAGCUUAUGCAAAAAUAUGCGGUUCAUAUGAGGCGCUGAAAGGUGGUACAACCAGUGAAGCAUUGGAAGAUUUCACUGGAGGAAUUUGUGAAAUGUUUGAUUUGAAAAAAGAUACACCACCGAAUUUAUUGCAAGUUAUGCUGAAAAGUCAAGAGUUAAAUUCAUUGAUGGCAUGUUCAAUUCAAGCUGAUCCGAAUACUUACGAGGCACGAUUGCCAAAUGGUUUGAUUAUGGGACAUGCAUAUUCUGUUACUUCUGUUAAAAUGUUAGAUAUAUCUAUUCCAAAUAAAACUGGUAAAAUCCCAUUAGUUCGUGUACGUAAUCCAUGGGGUGAUGAAUCGGAAUGGAAAGGUCCAUGGAGUGAUAAAUCGAGAGAAUGGUCAUUGAUUUCACCAGAACAACGACAACAACUUGGUCUAACAUUCGAUGAUGAUGGUGAAUUUUGGAUGUCCUAUCAAGAUUUUGUAUCGAAUUUUGAAAAACUUGAAAUAUGUCAUCUUGGACCACAGUCGAUGGGAGAAAUGGGAGGAAGUCGUGUUUGGGAAAUGUGCAUUGAAGAAGGUUGUUGGCUACGGCGUCAAUCAGCCGGUGGAUGCCGUAAUUUCCUCGAUACAUUUUGGACAAAUCCACAAUAUGUAGUCUCUGUUGAAGAUCCAGAUGAAAAUGAUGAUGAGAAUAAAGGAACAUUAAUUGUUGGUCUAAUGCAAAAGAAUAGACGAAAAAUGCGAAAAGAAGGUGCUGAUCUGUUAACUAUUGGUUAUGCUGUUUAUAAAUUACCGGAACAACAUCAAGGUACUUUGGAUUUGAAAUUUUUCAAAUACAAUGCAUCAAUUGCACGUUCACCAGCAUUUAUUAACUUACGUGAAGUAUGCGGUCGACAUAGAUUGGAUCCAGGACGAUAUGUAAUUGUUCCGUCAACAUUUCAACCAAAUGAAGAGGCUGAUUUUAUGCUGCGUAUAUUCUCAGAAAAAGCUCCUACAACUCAAGAGUUGGAUGAAGAGAUUGGUGAAACUGAACCAACACUCAAUUUGGAUGAUAAUACGGUUGUCAAACCAUUGACUGAUGUACAAGUGGAAGCAUUACAAAGAGCAUUUAAUAAAGUUGCUGGAGAUGAUGGUGAAAUUGACGCGGAUGAACUACGUGAUAUAUUGAAUUGUGCAUUUACUCAAGAUUUUCCUUUUGAAGGAUUCAGUUUGGAGUCGUGCAGAAGUAUGAUUGCUAUGAUGGAUGUUGAUCGAUCUGGUAUGUUAAGCUUUCCAGAAUUCAGAAAACUGUGGGACCUGUUGCGUGUUUGGAAGUCUGCAUUUAAACAAUUCGAUACGGAUAAAAGUGGUUCAAUGAAUUCAAUUGAAUUAAGAAAUGCAUUAAAACAUGUUGGUUUUUCCAUUAAUAAUGCAACAUUUUCAACGUUGGUAUUGCGUUUUUCACGUCGAGAUGGCAGUGUACCAUUUGACAGUUAUGUGAUUUGUUGUGCACGUUUACACAUUUUAUUUGAAUUAUUUAAAGCAUCACCAAAAAAUGCCAAUUCACAAGCAUUAUUCACUGAAAGUGAAUUUGUCAACAGCGCACUCUACAUGUAAACAACGUAAAUGAUUCAAUCAAUAUAUACAUGAACGUGAUUACUUCAUAUCAAAUUACACCUUUAACUUAUUUAACACAUAUUGUUGUUGUUGUUGUUGUUGUUCAGUUAUUGAGUUAUUCAACUUGAAAUAUCAUUUAAAAAAAAAAGAGACAGAUUUGGAAAAAAAAACCUUUAUUUAUUCAUACUGCAUAUCUAUCUAUCUAUCUAUCUACAUAUAUAUAUACAUUGUGCUAAGCCGAUACUUUUCCAUUUAUAUAUCGAAUUGAAUUGUACUUUUCCUCAUGCAAUAAUAAUAUGGCUUUUUCUUGUCAGUUUUAACAUUGAACAGUUGAACUAUUUAUAUUUACUUCAUAUUUGACACAAUCGUGUAUCAGUACAAAUUUCAAUAGUUCAAUGUUUCAAUAUUUGCUAAAAUUGUCACAUGCCAAUGAUGUCGUUCGUACGUGAUGAAUUAAAAAAAAAAACAAUAUGUUGUUUUGACCUGUUUGAAACAUUUGAACUUUUCAUUAUCAAUUAGUAUGCAUUGAAUAUGUUAGUCUUGUCGAUAUGGAAUACUUACUUUUUUUUUCUUUGCUAUCGAUGUAUCCUAUCGAUGGAAAUGCUUCUUCAUAACUUGUUGUUAUUGUUUAUCAACGUAUUUUUUCUGGCCUUGUUUGUUUAUUACCAAAUUUGAAUGUUUUUAUGUUUUGCACAAGUAAAACAUAAAUGCGAGAAAGAGAGAGAAAUGAAGAAUUUUGUCAUUUGUUUAUUUCUGUUGUAAUUUUUAUGUCGAUUCAGUGUUUGUCCAGUCUUAUUAAUCCUUUCGAUUUCAUUCAAUCAAUACUGAUCAAGUUAGAUGAAUAGAAUUCAUUAAAUUUUCGAAAUAUUUGCAUGUAUUUUGUUUAUUUUGUAUGAUUGAUUAGAAUAGUUUAGUGUUGCAGGUUGAAUUCCUACUCGAAUUUAAAGUUGCAUGUAAACUAGGACUUUUAAAGUUUACAUAUACAUUUCUGCACAAUUGAAUGACAUGUGUAUGUAUGUAUAUACAGUAAAUGAAACUUAAGUAUUUCA
Messenger RNA from Schistosoma turkestanicum, 3444 nucleotides. Lineage: Eukaryota; Metazoa; Platyhelminthes; Trematoda; Strigeidida; Schistosomatidae. The record is from the annotation of a GenBank genome assembly.